GCGCUUGGGAUUCGGCAACUGGCCAUGGACACCACGCUCAUGGAAGAGGAGCUCAUGGCGCAGCGGGACGUCGCCAAGCUCAUCGUACAGGAGCUGCGGUCGGAGGUCGAGGCCUACAAGGCGCGCGUGCGCACAAUGGAGCGGCGCCUCGAGCUCUCCGAGACCAAGCGGAUCCAGGUCACCGCGGUUGCACGGCGAGCCAAGGCCAAGAUCGCGGCCCACGAGCAGUCGACCUACCACGAGAUCCUGCUACUGCUGCUAGGUGGUAUUCUUGGGGGCUUUUUUGGAUGGUGCUUGGGCCUUGUCGUGCUCGUCUUGGACGGCCCACCUGCCUUGGCCUUCCUCCUCAUGGGCCCCAGCGUCGCCUGCCUCGUCGCGCACCGCAAGCGUCACGAAUGGCGGCAAGAGACGCACGCGAUGGCGCAAUCCACAAAGCACCUUCGCCCAACCGCCCACCGCGUCGUGCACCGCGACGCGCCGCUGUGGCGCAGCACGCUGCAGACAGCGCUGCACUUGACGCACAGCAUCGUCUCGUUCUUGUACCAUGGGCACGCGUAGCGCGCAGGCAUUCUUAACUUAGUCGAUUCUUCGAGACACAAGACAUAAUACAUUACGCGUUUCUUAC
Molecule: messenger RNA, 625 nt
Organism: Saprolegnia parasitica CBS 223.65
Lineage: Eukaryota; Oomycota; Saprolegniomycetes; Saprolegniales; Saprolegniaceae
Exons: 1
Coding region: 25-558 (177 amino acids)
Source: RefSeq, a predicted model, not a curated record